Molecule: messenger RNA, 828 nt
Organism: Triticum urartu
Lineage: Eukaryota; Viridiplantae; Streptophyta; Magnoliopsida; Poales; Poaceae
Source: RefSeq, a predicted model, not a curated record
AUGGGAAAGCGGGAGGAGAGGGAGAAAGAUGAGGGCGGUGUCAGCCAGAGGAUGAAGGUCGGGGCGGCGGGCCCCAUCUUCACCAUGGACGACCUCGACUGCUCCAUCUGCUGCCACCCCAUGCGCCCUCCCAUUUUCCAGUGUCAGUACACUGUGGGUCAUACCAUAUGUUCGUCUUGCCAUGACAAGCUCCCAGGCAAGUGCUGCUUCUGCUCCCUUCCCACAGUCUACAACCGCUGCAACUGGCUAGAAUAUGUGGUUGAAUCCCUCAAAGUUGCUUGCCCCAAUGGAUGCACUGCGAGUAUAAAAUACUACCAAAAAGAAGAGCAUGAGAAAGAAUGUUCGCAUGCACCAUGCUUCUGUCCCAUAGCCAACUGCGGCUUCAGCGGACCAACUGCAAUGCUCCUGGAGCAUUUCUCAUCCAAGCACAACUUGCGCUCCCUGGAAGUUCCAUACAGCGAGUGGUUUGGGAUAUAUAUGCACGUCAAUGUUGAUCCUCCCACGUCAGCAACCGCUCUUGUGGGUCAGGAUGGACACAUUUUCCUGGUCUGCAUGAAGCUGGAGUCCUCCGGUGGUGUCAUCAAGGUCUGCUGCGUCCAGCCUCACAAUACUGGAAUUAAGUUCAAGUGCGCUCUGGCAUUGUCAUGCACUAAAACCGGCUACUCCCAGGCUACGAAGUUCCAAACGAGGAACACUAAUCUGUAUGAUGGGCUCCCCGAUGAUGGCUUCCCGUUCCUUGUGCCUAAGGUGUUGCUUCCAGCUGCCGCUUUGGAGAGGGCACUAGUGUUCUUUUGGUCUCUAUUAGACAUCCAUCCUAUUGCAUGCUGA